Messenger RNA from Paramuricea clavata, 1695 nucleotides. The record is from the annotation of a GenBank genome assembly. Lineage: Eukaryota; Metazoa; Cnidaria; Anthozoa; Malacalcyonacea; Plexauridae.
GUGAAAUUGUGAGUAUAUCAAAUUACAUCUGGUUUUCAAUGAAAUUUCGAAGCCUUGACUGCCUUGUGUUCUCGAUAAACGAUAGUUUAAGUUAAAUACAUCUAUAAUCCUUGAAAAUGGCCUCCGUUCAGUGCAUUGUGGACUGGCAGUCGACAACGAACACUAUCUUAGAAAGAAACCGUCACAUGUUUAAUAAUUCAGACAUGAGUGAUAUCAGCUUUAUAUGCGAUGCUUCAGACAAGACAUUCUGCGCACAUAAAUAUGUCUUGGCCACAAGUAGCGCCGUAUUUUAUGCGAUGUUUUAUGGCAGCCUUGCCGAGAAAGAAUCGAUUGUUCGCUUGCCUGAUACAAACGAGGAAAGCUUGGAACAAUUUUUGAAAUUUCUUUACACGGAGGACUGUACAUUGACUGCAGACAAUGUUUUUGCGAUUCUGUAUUUGGCAAAGAAAUACAUUGUGCCUUCGCUCAAAGAGAAAUGUGCUAAUUUUCUGGUGGAAAAUUUAAACCCUGAAAACGUGCUGGACGUCCUCGACCAAGUGACUCGGUUUGAUGAAGAAGAUUUAAAAAGACAUUGUUGGAAAGUUAUACAGUCCCAUACCAGCAAAGUGGUGGCCUCUGAUAAUUUCAAUAACAUCAGUCAAGGGACCUUGACAAAAUUACUGAUGCAUGACAAUCUGAAUGUACCAGAAGUGGAACUGUUCCAUGCUGUUUUAAAAUGGAUUGAUUUCCAAUGUUCAUGCAAGAACUUGGAACCAACAAGCAAGAACAGAAGGUCUGUUAUUGGCAAGGCAAUCUAUGGGUUGCGAUUUUUUAGCAUGAGUCAUAAAAAGUUUGUCAAGCAUGUUGCUAAAUCUGGCUUGCUAACUUCGGAUGAGUUAGUUCCAAUUUACGAGAAAUUUCUUGUUGGAGUUGAUUCGCCUGCACUGAAAUGGAAGUUGCCGAAUAGGAAACCAGCAAACAUGGUGAGGGUUUCCAGAUUUUCUGGAAAUGUUGACGAUAUGCUAAACGGAAGGGAAUGCUAUAAUUCCCUUACCGGUUACUUCGUUUUUUCAGUGGAUAAAGAGGUAUUAUUUCUUGGUGUUCGUUUGUUUGCAAAAUAUGAUGACAUUCAGCAUCUGGUCAGACUGGAAGUCGUUGAAAAUACCAUAGUGGUGAGUGGAAUGUAUGUAUCUGAACCUGAUGAAGAUGACAUUUCUGGUUUUGAUGUAAUGUUCAAGAAACCCAUUAUGGUGAAGCGAAAUGAUGAUGUAACAAUAUUUGCGGAUAUUCGUGGGCCAUGUAAGUUUUAUGGCACAAAUGCAUUUUCUACUGUUACAAAUCAAGGAAUCACUGUAACAGUUGAUUGUCCGUCUGGGCCUCAGCCAUAUUUUCCCGAGAGCAUAAUGUUGGGGCAGCAAUUCCAUGAAUUAAUACUUUCGAUUCUUUGUUAAUGUUUUUAAAAAGUAUUAACAGUUUUGUAAUACUGUCCAACCUGUGAACAGUGUUGUUGACAAUGCGUUAUAUGAGAAUAAUAUUACAGCGUUGUUUAAUAACUUUUGUUAAUUUACUGUUAAUUAAAUUGGCUGCUGGUUGAUCAUAAAUUCAUAAUGUUUACCUCCAGGGUGGAUUAUAACGAUUCCUCAAACCAAUUUUCAAAUCAUCAAAAAUCAAAAUCAUCACCAAUUGACCAUUUGCGUAAUAGACUAAAUUUUGAAC